Messenger RNA from Eublepharis macularius, 2745 nucleotides. It is a transcript of the gene TCN2, whose product is annotated as transcobalamin 2. The coding region runs from base 404 to 1738 and encodes 444 amino acids. Gene Ontology annotation, biological process: cobalamin transport. The transcript is spliced from 10 exons. Gene Ontology annotation, molecular function: cobalamin binding. The record is from RefSeq and is a predicted model, not a curated record. NCBI's taxonomy places the organism in Eukaryota, Metazoa, Chordata, Lepidosauria, Squamata, Eublepharidae.
UAAACAGCUGACUUCAGCAGCUGAAGGAAGCAUCACAUGACCUCAAGUAAACAAGAGAGGAAAGAGGAUCGCCGGCCUGAUCCUGCCUUUGCUGGGGGGAAGAUCUCUGUCUUUCUCAUUUGCUUUGAGUCCCUUCCCCAAUUUAUAAUCCAAGGGAAAGAGGUGAAGCCUCCUGGGACAGAACUACGCUGCCAAGGCCAAAGUCCUUCCUGUUUUGCAGACUCAGCUUCUGCUCCUUGGAAAAAAUCCUGUUGUCAUGACUCGUGGCAUUUCUCCAGUUUAAUCAGCAGACAUUUAGGGGCUCGACUUGUAACACGGCAGAAACUGAGUGCCUCAUAGUGGUCCUCUGGCUUCCCACCUGAAGUUUUGAUCAGCAUUUGCUGUGUCUGUUCCUGUUGCUGGCAUGGCUCCUCCCAGGUGGCUGUUGGUCUUUGUCCUCCAUAGCCUGUUUGGCGCCAUCCAGCUAUGUGAAAUCCCCAGUGGCAACACUCAUCGCAUCAAGUCUUUGAACACGGAGCUACUGAAACUAACGGAGGAUGUGUCCAAAGACCCAAACCCCAGCGUAUACCUGGGCCUCCGUCUUUCAGCUUACCACAUUCGAGAGAGGGAGAGCCUGUACCUCCAGCGGCUGAAGGAGGUCUUCCAGCCUGAUUCCAGCAGCAUUCCAUUUGUUGCCACCUACCAGGAGCAGCCCAGUACGGGUCAGUUGGCACUCUACCUCUUAGUACUGCGAGCUGCAUGCCAGGACAUGGAGAUGCCAGUGGAGAGGCAGCUAGUGACCCAACUGAAGUUACACCUACACAGAGAAAAGGAAUCUCUAGUAGCCCAUGAGAACAACAGUCGGCCCCUCACCAACUUCUACCAGUACAGCCUGGGGAUUUUGACUUUGUGUGUCCACCACAAGAAGGUUGAUGUACAUGUGAUCAAGAAGCUGUUGUCUGCAGAGAAGCAUGGCAGAUUUGAGCAUGAAAGCAAACUGUUUGUUGACACAGAAGCUAUGUCCGGUUUGGCCUUUGUCUGCUUGCAACGAGCCACCUUCUACACUCCUGAACUUGUGGCAGAGCUCAACCAGGCAGUCCAGAGGGUGAAACAGAAGAUCCUCCAAGCACAGAAUCCCGACGGGACGUUUGGGAAUAUCUACAGCAGCCCCCUGGCAGUGCAGUUUCUCAUUGCGGCAGGGGUGAGGAACAAGGAGCCAGAGUGCCCCAAAGGCAUGGCUGCCCUGCUUGGGAAGCUGGAGGAAGGCCGCUUCCAAAACCCCCUCGUCGGGUCCCAGUUGCUGCCCGUGCUGCAUGGCAAGAGCUACGUGGACAUCGCCAACAUGGAGUGCCCAGCUGAGGAAGGAACAGUGGAGGAAACAAAGAGUUUGGUGCUAGACACCUCUGCUCCUGAGCCUAGAGUGACUUCACAGGGCACAAAGAUUGCCAUCCACCUGAUUGUGAAACAGCCACCACGUCGUCUGCCAUUGUACAAUGAAAUCAUCCGAGUUCCUGGUGGCUCCUCCUUGCUGGAUGUGCUGCAAGCGGCCAAGAAGCGGAGCUUCAAGCCAUUCUCAUUUGAGACUGAAGAGACCCUCUCUGGCCCAAUGCUUACUUCAGUGAUGGGGGUGAAAGCAAUGGAAGGGCAGCGCAAGUACUGGAAAAUUAUCCGGUUCCCGCACACCUCUGUGGAGCAGGGUAUUGCUGAUUACAUCCCACAAGAUGAAGAAUCCAUCAUCUUAAAAUUCUCUCCUUGGUAAAGAGAGCCCCUAUUCCGAUGGCGCCUUCUCAGUUGGCAGCUCCAUCUCUGCCCAGUGCGUUACACUGCUGUCGAAGAGUUUUCUCUGCCUCUAAGUGUCAGUCUAUGGAAUUCAAGUUACUCUGAUUUCAUCUCCCACCCUUUGCUGCAAGAACUCCAAGGUCUCUUGAGUCAAAAGGGUUUUUAUUGAAAGAUUCUAUUCAAAGUACAGGUGUCCAUAAUCAAUCCAAAGGCAAGGAAGCUUCUGGAUGAACACAAAGCUUUGUUGAGAAUGACGUAUUAGUUACAUGUUGCAAUAUAUCAAACCCUCCUUUCCAAGUCCCCCCCAUAGUCUAGAGAAAGCAAAGGCUUGGGAAUGUGAAAGUACGACUCCUCCAAGGUCUGUGGCUAGCUGCGUUAGAUAAGGCCGCCCUGGGAACACAGAUGGUUCAGUAGCUCUCUGUGAACCUGCAGACAAAUAACACUAGAACAAAAACAGCAGUUAAUAAUACUCAGAAACAAUAUGGCAGUACUGUGGAUAGUAGUCCUGACACUAAGUGAAGUCCCUGAGCUUUCCUUUGCUUAGGACACCAUUCAUCUUCUACCCAAAGAAUGCUUCUUCUGUGGACACUUAAUUCUGCCGCAAUUGAUUGCUCAGACUAAACUUGGAACGAAAUUGCACAAGCACUGGACAGAUGCAUCUGUCUUAAUCUUGCAAUGAAGCACGGCCACCAGAUUAGUCCAAGAUGGUUCACUGCCCCCAGCUGGAGCCAAGUGUGCAGUCCAAAAGUACACUCCGGUAUCUCUCACCGCGCUGAAGAGGAUGUUUGAGUGUACCUCAUUUGAUACUGCAGAGGGUCCUGUGGAAUACUUCCUAAUUGCAUGCUGAUUUGUGGGCAGUGAUGCUUUCUGAAGAGACCUCUUGGGCUGCUGAAGUGCCAAUUUUUUUAAAUCAUAAGUUAUAUGACAAUCAAAUCCAAAGACUGCCAAAAUAACAGAGUGCGAUAUUAAAGUCUAGCAAUAACUGAG